This is a messenger RNA of Homarus americanus (American lobster), 543 nucleotides long. RefSeq names its product probable low-specificity L-threonine aldolase 2. Gene Ontology annotation, biological process: glycine biosynthetic process; L-threonine catabolic process. Gene Ontology annotation, molecular function: L-allo-threonine aldolase activity. Lineage: Eukaryota; Metazoa; Arthropoda; Malacostraca; Decapoda; Nephropidae. Gene Ontology annotation, cellular component: cytosol. The record is from RefSeq and is a predicted model, not a curated record. The coding region runs from base 73 to 528 and encodes 151 amino acids. The transcript is spliced from 4 exons.
UUCAUAUGUAUAUUUUUCCAGGGGCAUGUUGUAGAUUUGCGUUCUGACACCUUAACUAAACCCAGUCCCGGCAUGAAGAAGGCCAUGAUGGAUGCACUACUUGGGGAUGAUGUCUAUCGUGAAGAUCCAACAGUGUCAGAGCUGGAGAAUUGUAUGGCAGCUUGUACGGGAAAGGACUCGGCCCUGUUUGUACCAUCAGGCACUAUGGGAAACCUUAUUUGUGUAUUAGGCCACUGUGAGCAUCGAGGAUCAGAAGUACUACUGGGUGAUCAAGCACACAUCUUCCUCUAUGAACAGGCUGGUAUGGCUCAGCUUGGUGGUAUACAGCCUCACAUCAUCCCCACUGAACCAAAUGGAACAUUUGAUGUUAAUGAGAUAUCAGCAAGGUUGCGUGUUGAAGAUGUACACUGCCCAAGAACCACACUUAUAUGUAUUGAAAAUACUCAAAAUGUAUGUGGUGGGAAGGUUGUGCCUUGUCACUGGAUUGAUGAGGUAAAUAUUGUGAUUCCACUUGUUUCAUUUAGCUGAAGUUGUGGUGAAAUU